UCAUUGGCGACCUAACCAAUUAGUACAAUGGAGAACACCUCCCUUCAAAAGAAGACCAGAAUCUUUGGGGUUUAAGCUUUCAACUCCUAAAUCUUAAACCCCUCGAAACUUUCAAAUAAAAUAGCACAAAACAAUGUCCCAAAUGACAAACCUCAGUAUCCGACUCCUAAUUAAUCAUUCUCCUCCAAUUUUCUCACCUCUUUUCUUCAAACCCAGAAAUUUUCAACCUUUUAAGCGUUUCUCUCUCUUCACAGUCUCCUCAUCUCUACCUAAUAAGCAAAUAAAGUUUUCCCCAUCUUCUGCAAAACCCCUCAAAUACAGAAAUAGGGGUAAAAGUUCUUUAUCAGAGAAGAAUAAAUCUGAAGAAGGUGCAAAAAUGGUGGAAACUGACUCUACUGGGUUUAAUAAGAGAAGAGCUGAGGGAAAAGAUAAGGAAAUUAAGCCUAAAAAUCUUCAACUUAAAGCUAGAAAACUUAAUCCUGUUAAUACUAUUUGUUAUGUUCAGAUUUUGGGAACUGGAAUGGAUACUCAAGAUACAUCUCCUUCUGUUUUGCUUUUCUUUGACAAGCAAAGGUUCAUAUUUAAUGCUGGAGAGGGUUUGCAGCGCUAUUGCACAGAGCACAAGAUUAAGUUGUCAAAGAUAGAUCACAUAUUUCUUUCUCGGGUCUGCUCAGAAACUGCCGGGGGGCUUCCAGGUCUGUUGUUGACUUUGGCUGGAAUUGGAGAAGAAGGACUGUGUGUCAACAUGUGGGGUCCCUCUGAUCUCAAGUAUUUGGUUGCGGCAAUGAAGGCUUUCAUUCCAAAUGCUGCCAUGGUCCACACUCGUAGCUUUGGGCCCUCGCAGCACCCAGAUGAAAUAGCUACUUUUGAUUUGACAAAAUUUUCAGAACCCAUUGACCUAAUCAACGAUGAAGUUGUUAAAAUAUCAGCCAUUCUCUUGCGACCAAAUGAAAAUACUGAGCCAACAUCUUGUGGUGCUAAUAGAGAAUCAGCAACACUUGCAAAAUUUGGAGAUCUUUCUGUUAUCUAUGUCUGCGAGUUACCUGAAAUUCAGGGGAAGUUUGAUCCUGAAAAAGCCAAGGCUCUUGGACUGAGAGCUGGCCCUAAGUAUCGAGAACUGCAGAAUGGAAAAUCAGUGCAAUCAGAUCAUCUUAAAAUUAUGGUACAUCCUAGUGACGUGAUGGAUCCUCCUAUUCCUGGACCUAUAGUACUUCUGGUUGAUUGUCCAACAGCAUCUCAUUUACAAAACCUAUUGUCUGUGGAUUCUCUCAAUAUAUACUACAAGGAUAUCUCUGGCAAUCCGUCAGAAAAGAACAGGGUAGUGAAUUGCGUAAUACAUUUAAGUCCAUCAUCUGUUACAAGUAGUCCCACUUACCAAAUAUGGAUGAAGAGAUUUGGUGAUACCCAGCACAUCAUGGCUGGACAUGAAUUGAAAAAUAUAGAAAUUCCAGUUCUAAAAUCAAGUGCUAGGAUUGCUGCAAGACUGAAUUAUCUUUGUCCUCGGUUCUUCCCUGCUCCUGGGUUUUGGUCUCUUGGUAGCAUAGACAAUGUAGCAUCAAGCUCAAAUUCUUCAUCUGAGGGGCCUCAAGCCACCAUCUCCGCUGAGAAUCUUCUGAAGUUCAAUUUGCGCCCAUAUGCAAACCUCGGUUUGGACAGAUCUUGUAUCCCAGCUUCUACUGGUCCUGCUCAAAUUAUAGAUGAGUUACGUGCUGAAAUUCCAGAAGUUGAUGAUGCUGUGCAGCAAGUUAGGCAGUUGUUGGAUUGUCCUAUGGAAGUUGAUGGAGAAAUGUCUUUACAGAAUAACAAAUCUGUUAUGGAAGAGCCAUGGUUUGAUGACCUUGGUCCACCUAGGUGUUUGCAUAAUAUAACUCGAGAAGAUCUAGAAAUUGUCCUCUUGGGUACUGGAUCAUCCCAGCCCUCUAAGUAUCGCAACGUGACCUCUAUCUACAUCAAUCUUUUCUCGAAAGGAGGCUUGCUUUUUGAUUGUGGUGAAGGCACAUUGGGUCAGCUGAAGAGAAGAUUUGGUAUAGAAGGUGCUGAUAAUGCUGUGAGAAGUUUGAGGUGUAUAUGGAUUUCUCAUAUUCACGCUGACCAUCAUACAGGUCUAGCCAGAAUUCUUGCUCUACGUCGUGAUUUAUUGAAAGGGACUCCUCAUGAACCUUUGUUAGUAGUGGGUCCGGGGCAACUCAUGCGGUUUCUGAAUGCAUACCAAAGACUUGAGGAGCUAGAUAUGCAGUAUUUAGAUUGCAGGCAUACGACUCAAGCCUCUUGGGAUUCUUUUGAAGGCUCUCUUGACUCUAAUAUGGAGUCAUCAUCUCUUACCAGUUCGGGAAGUAAUGUUGAUACUACACUCUUUGCUAAGGGAAGUCCUAUGCAGAGCUACUGGAAAAGACCCAGUAGCCCAGCUGGAAACGCUGCUUCUUUGGAAAGACUAAUCCUCUUGAAGAAAGUUCUGCAAGAUGCUGGGUUAGAUACUUUGAUUAGUUUUCCUGUUGUGCACUGCCCACAAGCUUUUGGCAUAGCCGUAAAGGCAGGUGAUAGAAUCAACAGUGAGGGUGAAGCAAUACCGGGGUGGAAGAUAGUGUACUCUGGGGACACAAGGCCUUGUCAAGAGUUGAUAGAAGCAUCUCGCGGCGCUACUGUGCUAAUACAUGAGGCAACCUUCGAGGAUGCCAUGGUGGAUGAGGCUGUGGCUAGAAACCAUAGCACAACAAAAGAAGCCAUAGAAGUGGGUGAAGCAGCUGGUGUAUAUCGCAUAGUUCUUACGCACUUCAGCCAACGAUACCCAAAGAUUCCCGUGUUUGAAGAUGUACACAUGCAUAAUACAUGUAUAGGGUUCGACAUGAUGAGCAUUAACAUGGCAGAUUUGUCUGUUCUUCCUAAAGUUCUUCCUCACCUCAAACUACUCUUCAGAAGUGAAAUCGGUAUUGAUGAAUCAGAUGAUCUUCUUCCUGAGGCAGUAAGUGCAGCUUCUUAGUCGUAUUCUUUUUUCUGACAAUUUUCUUGCUGACUGAUUGGAGGGAUAUCUUGGGGAAGAGAACAUAAACCUUUUUUAGUUUGCUAAUUUUACAAUGUCUGUUAGCUUGUAAAUUUUUCCAUUAACUGUACAGUUUAUAUUCGUUGUCAAGACUAGUAUAUGCAGAUAUGCUGUCAUUUCUCUGCUGGAUUUUAUAUUCCUCCUUCAUUGAUAGGCAGUGAAAUUAUAAAAUCAAAUACAAAUUGAUUGA
Beta vulgaris subsp. vulgaris (sugar beet) is the source of this 3227-nucleotide messenger RNA. Its product is annotated as tRNase Z TRZ3, mitochondrial. Gene Ontology annotation, biological process: mitochondrial tRNA 3'-end processing. The transcript has 12 exons. Lineage: Eukaryota; Viridiplantae; Streptophyta; Magnoliopsida; Caryophyllales; Amaranthaceae. Gene Ontology annotation, cellular component: mitochondrion. Gene Ontology annotation, molecular function: 3'-tRNA processing endoribonuclease activity. The record is from RefSeq and is a predicted model, not a curated record. The coding region runs from base 134 to 2977 and encodes 947 amino acids.